CUCCCAACCUUGUACUAUUGAGUAAUGACCUUACCUUACCCAGUGAGAGAAGGGAAAGGCAUGGCGAUGGCGUUGAGGCAGAGCGUGAGCGUAUACCCGAAGGCGAGUGCAGUGAAUUUCCACGUCCCUCUCUCUGCCCCUUCCUUCAUUCCUAUCAUUUACCGUAAUCAUAACACUGAUAACAGCCACACCUACCCUUUUUCCGUGCUUCGUAACGCCAUUCAUCUCACGCCGUUACCCAGAGCCUCUUCGGCGAACGCAUCUCCCACCAGCUAUGACGAUGACGACGACGGAGUCUCUCUCGGCACCAUGAAGCUUCCUUUGGAUACUGACCUUCAGAGAUUCGAUUCCUUGCUCUUUCAAUGGGCGAACAGCCUUUGCCAGGGAGCCAAUGUACCACUUCCCGUGCCUCUCAAGGUGGACAAAAUACCUGGUGGAGCUAGAUUAGGUUUUAUCACCAUUGGAGAUGGGAAAACAGAAGUUUUUGUGUAUAUUGACUGCUUGGUUUUUCCACCAACUGAAAAGUCUGCUCCAAUUUUCCGUGCCAUCAGAAAUGGUCCCUUGAAGGAUAAAGCACCACCCGGUGAGCCCAGAAUCAUGACGAGCCUUCUGCAAGCUCUUCAGAAGUCAGUUGAAAUCGCCAGAUUGUGAUUUUUUUUUUAUUUUUUUUUUGUUUGUUUGUUUCGAAUGUUAUUGUAAGGUUUGCAACCAGAAAAAGAGAAAGAAGUCUGAAUUUAUGUGUAUAUAUUUAUUCCAAUUCAUUAAUCCGUAUUUUAUUUACCACUGAGGAGACCAAUGUUCGUUUGAACUGUCAAGAAAUUUCUGGAAUCUCGAACU
This is a messenger RNA of Abrus precatorius (Indian licorice), 837 nucleotides long. RefSeq lists its product as uncharacterized. Bases 25 to 651 code for a protein of 208 amino acids. Gene Ontology annotation, cellular component: chloroplast thylakoid membrane; chloroplast stroma. The record is from RefSeq and is a predicted model, not a curated record. Lineage: Eukaryota; Viridiplantae; Streptophyta; Magnoliopsida; Fabales; Fabaceae. The transcript has 3 exons.